Messenger RNA from Exaiptasia diaphana, 648 nucleotides. RefSeq lists its product as uncharacterized. Lineage: Eukaryota; Metazoa; Cnidaria; Anthozoa; Actiniaria; Aiptasiidae. The transcript has a single exon. The coding region runs from base 1 to 648 and encodes 215 amino acids. The record is from RefSeq and is a predicted model, not a curated record.
AUGGCGUCGAAACGUCGAGAAGAAACAGAAUUAUGUGAGUCAGACAGCCCAAUAACGCAACAAAAUAGUAAGGACCAAAGAAGUUUCCUGAAAUUCUUAUGGUGGCCCAAUGGUGACAUAUCCAAAGACCUUGAGGAAUAUCAGAUGAAUGUAAACCUCUUUGGAGCUGUGUCCUCACCAAGCUGCGCAAACUUUGGCCUUAGAUGUUCUGCUGACGAUUUUGUAGACGAAUAUGAGGAAAAAUCUCGACAAGUGCUCAAACGAAWCUUCUACGUAGAUGAUUGCUUACGGUCCGARGAAACAGAAGAGAAAGCUAUCAAACGCAUAAGAGAAGUAAGCAGCAUAUGUCAAAARGGAGGAUUCCACUUAACAAAGUUCGUGAGCAACAAGAGACCAGUGCUACAGUCAGUACCGCAGCAUGAAAGAGCUAAAGAUGUGAAGGAACUGGACCUUAGCUGCGACCAYUUACCCGUAGAGCGAGCCCUGGGUGUCCAGUGGAGCAUAGAACUCGACAACUUUGAAUUCAGAAUUGUCCUGAAGGAUAAACCUCUAACGAGACGAGGAAUACUUUCUACGAUAAGCUCUGUGUACGAUCCUCUUGGAUUUGCAGCACCAGUCGUCUUACAAGGUGUGCCAAAAGAAAACUGA